AUGUUCGACGUCCUUUGGACCGACCCUAACCGGGAACUUAUGGGCGAGAGAAUUAUAAGAAAGGAGCAAGAAGCUAGGUUAAGAGAUAGGGAUAAGAAACAGAAGACGGAGAACAGUCGCCAAUCUAUCUCAACAGAAGGUUCAACAUCUAGUGAUCGUGGCUUUGGGAUCUUCACGGUUAGGAGCCGAAGGAAGACCUCAACGCCGUCUAAAAUAAAGGACCCAACUACAUCUCCUGCGCGUCUGGCUUCUAGCUCCAGUAAGGUCAAUCGAACAUCAGCAUACGGUGCCAGAUCUCUUCUACACCACGAUGGCUCGCAGGCUACUGCAAGGGAUGGUGAGAAAAGUCACCAUCCUGUCCAGUUGCCAGAAGUGGCCGAUAACUCAAGCAUGUCAUCUCCAGAUUCUGCAUCAUCAAAAUGGACACAGCGAUCGGCCGUCAGUAACAGCACCGGGGCCGGUGCCUCUGUAGGCGAUGCAGAGACUACUCUGAAACCGGAAUACCUGAUUCAACCCCUAGGACCAUCAUCCUUUGUCACUAGAACCACCGAAGUCACCUUUUCACCUCGCGAUCCAGAAAUAGAUCUUGAUAAUUUGAUCUCCGAGGUAAAUAUAUCCGCUGAUCGGUCUAAACCCGCGACACCCCCAUUAACAGACCACAUAAUGGACUUGCCUGAUAGAGCAAAUCCUUUGGCAUUUGACGACCCUGGUUCGACGGCCUCUUCUUCUCAGUCACCUCGGACUCCGCCCCCUAUUGGGCUUCGAAACAACACCGCUAUAUAUACCCCAGGUUGGAACUGUAACGAUAGGCUAAUCAAUCUAGAUGCCUGGAAGCCACCUCAUGAAUGGGAUUGUACCCCAACGCAGGAAAAUGCGAUCAUUUCGGAUGACGAAAGACGGCAUUCUUCGCCGGUGGGUGAUGACGCAGACCAAUGCAUGUCUCCUAAUCUUGCGGCACUGCAGCGCGAAGUUCGGAUGAUGGCAGCGGCUAGUCCAGAGCUUAUGCUCGCCAACAUCAAGUCAAGUAUGGGCCAUUCAUCAGAUGCAACAGUUUAUAAGGAGCUUGAGAUGUCAAAAAAGAGAUGGAUGUUUUCUGCUCUACAAGGCGAGGGUUAUAUUCCUUUUACAGAAUGCGUAGAUAGCCGCCCGGCAAGCCCGAAUUCGUCAAAGUCUUCUGGAUAUCCCAGAAUCCUUGCGCUCUACGAAACUCAAGCAUCUACAUCGUUCCUUGCAGCUCUACAUCCACAAGCUUCAGUCUCCCACCUUUCGCCAAAACCGAUAUCUCCCAAUCUAUUUCCCAACGUGCACCCAAUACUUGUACCGGCAAUCUCAGCAUGCUCAGGGUCUCGACCACUUGCGCCGCAACUCUACUCAACUGUAACAUGCUUGCCUAUGCCAGCGUUGUUUCCCUCGAGCGAGAUCCCACCGAUGCUUCGCCAUAUUUAUCGCUGUCUAGCACCCGGUGGUGCCCUACACUUAACACUAAUUGACCCUCAACCGGUUUCGUCUUCGAUGGGGCCAAAACUGCGACAAUGGCUAUUUGAAAAACUCCUGAUACAAUUAGAGAAGCGAUGUCGCACGACGUACCCAAGCGGCACAUUCCCAGCCUGGUUGGCAGUCGCAAAGCUCCGUGGAUUUGGAAGCACCAUUACAACUGUGUCCGUACGUGCUGUGCAUGAAUGCACCACUCCGAUGGAAGAUGCGAAGAAUACGACAGCUGUAGAAAGUGAGCUUCGAUGUCUUAUAGCAAGGAUGCUGUGGCAAGAGAUUUGGGGAAAAUUUGUUCAUGCAGAUCGGUGGUGGUGGGAGGAGGAAGAGAUAGUCCAAGAGUGUAUUGAAAGGGGGACUUACUGGCAGUAUUCUCACAUCGUGGCAGUCAAGAACAAGAGACAGGCGCCUUAA
Annulohypoxylon maeteangense is the source of this 1902-nucleotide messenger RNA. RefSeq lists its product as uncharacterized. Lineage: Eukaryota; Fungi; Ascomycota; Sordariomycetes; Xylariales; Hypoxylaceae. The transcript has 4 exons. Bases 1 to 1902 code for a protein of 633 amino acids. The record is from RefSeq and is a predicted model, not a curated record.